Molecule: messenger RNA, 768 nt
Organism: Colletotrichum paranaense
Lineage: Eukaryota; Fungi; Ascomycota; Sordariomycetes; Glomerellales; Glomerellaceae
Exons: 1
Source: RefSeq, a predicted model, not a curated record
AAAUCAUGCUCGCUGUCCGGAUAUUGUGUGCAUUGUCUUGACGAUUGCAGCGCUGAUCGCAUCGCUGAAUCGUGGUUGACAUCAAGAACACUACUUGGGGUUUGGGCGGCAUGGCUUGCAGGGCAGAGAUCUGCAUUCACUAGUGUAGACAUUGAAUCGCCGCCAGGCAGAAAGGAGACACCCCAAGGGCCUGUUGUUGCAAUAUGCGAUCCGAGACCAUUGCCGCUUCUGAACCAAUUCCCGACUUCAUCGAGACUUGGGCGUGGGGUGUCGCCGGCGACUUGUGUCGGCCUGCUUAGCCGUCGAAGCGAUGAUCGACUGAAUGAGCUGUUAGGUUGUCGCUAUUGGCCGACAAGAAGCGCAUACAGCCCGUCUUUCGGGAUCGCAUUCAGACGAACAUCCCCGAAGGCCCUAGGCUUCAAGCCCAUGGCCAGCGUAAUGCCCUUCCAACGGCAGCAGUCGUCGGGCAUGACCGUUUUGGUGUAUCCUGCGAUCUGUCAAAUGACCCAGAAGUCUCUAUCUUCGGACACUGGCCGUCCUGGCACAGCUCAAUUGGGAUUCGGCAGCUCUCCAGUUCGUCUAGGGCGCAUCGGCGAGGGGCAAAACGGAGAUUACACAGCCACACGGCUUAAGGGUCCAGGGGUCUUGUGGCAAGCCUUCGCCAUCUUCAAUAUACAACGGGUGUGGUAUGGUGGUGCAAGUAUUGGUACACGCCGGCUUGAUCCUUUGGCGGUAGAUGUUUCUGGUAAGCCAUUUGACUGCUUAUGA